Messenger RNA from Besnoitia besnoiti, 969 nucleotides. Its product is annotated as putative edge expressed protein. Gene Ontology annotation, biological process: protein insertion into ER membrane. NCBI's taxonomy places the organism in Eukaryota, Apicomplexa, Conoidasida, Eucoccidiorida, Sarcocystidae. The transcript has 8 exons. Gene Ontology annotation, molecular function: protein binding. The record is from RefSeq and is a predicted model, not a curated record. Bases 1 to 969 code for a protein of 322 amino acids. Gene Ontology annotation, cellular component: cytosol.
AUGAAAGAAAGUGGGGAGCCCCCGGCGCCGGUGGCCUCGGCGCCGGCGGCCUCGGGUCCUCUUUCGCGGGACUCGAGGAGUCUCUUGCCGCCGCGAGUUCGCGCCUCCGUGGAUCGGAAAAUCGAAGCUGGAGACGUCUAUGACGCUCACCAGCUCGUGCGCACACUCUUCUUCAGAUAUAUGGCGCGAACCGAGGCGAUGCAGGCCGCGGAGCUCUGUCGCAUCUACGGGCUUCGCUUCGCAGCCCUAGGCCAGGACGCUCUCGCGGUUGACCUCGGCAUGAACAUGUUGAAGGCCAUCGAAGCGAGCCGCUCUGCGGACGAGCCCACCCCGCUGACGGAUGACCAACUCGAACAGAUCGUCGAGCUCUUCCACGCGUGCGCCGCGGCAGAUGUCAAGAAUGGCGUGGAUAAAUACAAAUUCAUCAACCGCGCGCUGAAGCUGUCGCGGACGUCUCAGGCUCCAUUUGGGCACGUUCGCCUGCACCGCGCAGCUGCGGAUGCCUACUGGAAGGAAAAGCGCUUCGGCUCCUCGCAAGGCCACCUGAUCUACUGCCGUGAUCCCGAAACGCUGUCCCAAAUGGUUCGCGACUGGCAGGAGGUGGGCUACCUGAGCGAGCGUCCCUUCUUUUGGCUGCGUCUCACGCUGAUCCUUUUGUGUCUUGAAGACGUCGAAACGGCAGAAAAAGUCAUUCUCAACGGCACAGGAGAGAACUGGGACUCCUCUGAGGUCCCGGCGCCGCUGCAGCUCGCGUAUCUCCUCGUCUGCGCCUGCAAGUUCAAGAGCGAGAAGCUCUUUGACCUGCUCAAGCAGAGAUACCACCUCGUCUUGCGGCGCGACGAGACCUUCGCAAAGUACAUGGGCGAGAUCGAGCGACGAGUCAUCGGCAGAGUCCAGCGACCCUCUGGCGGCCUGGCUUCGCUCUUCUCUUCUCUCAUGGCUGGCAUGGCUGCCGAUGACGACGGUUGA